AUGUGUGGGAAUGUACUGUCUUGUUUGAAAGGCAAUGCUUCAGAAUCAGCUAGUCUCACAUAUUUUGGGAGAAGGGAAGAAGAUUACACAGGUACCAAAGUUCUGCGGAGGUUCGAUGACAGCGGUACGUUCACUUUAGGCGAGCUUCAUUCUCUCAUUAGUGAUGUCAGCGACGAGGAAGUAGAAGUUGAAAGUGUUAAUACGGAAACAAAUCCAGAUGAUGCGAGCCAGCCGGAAAGUGAGGGUCCGAAAAUUGGAUAUUUAGAUGAAGAAUUAGAAGGAUCCGAAAGCGAUCCUAAUUACGCCUACCUUCACCCAGUUCCAAGCAGUGAUAAUUACCAAGCGAUGUCCAGGGUGACCGAUAUAAUAAAACUUUCGGACCUGUCAACGAGGUUGGACACGUCCAUCUAUGAGGGUCGUUCCGUGCACCGAGGUUCAACCGAGGGCGAGCUACAACCAGGAUUGCGUUCCAUAUUGAAGCAUAAUCCUGUGGAACCAGAACCACAGGCAGGUUCCUCCAGGGCAGAGGAAAUCAAACCAGAUUCACAAAAGACAGAAAUACCCGAUAGCUUCAAUAAAAAUAAAGAUGAUUUACCUGAGAAUACCGAAGAAAAGUAA
Molecule: messenger RNA, 618 nt
Organism: Nezara viridula (southern green stink bug)
Lineage: Eukaryota; Metazoa; Arthropoda; Insecta; Hemiptera; Pentatomidae
Source: the annotation of a GenBank genome assembly